GUCAAUGAAGAGAAGGGCAUUUCCAUUACCUCAAUGGGGCAGAAAAGAACCUUUAAAUAAAUGUCCCGGCUUCUUCCGCAGGGUGUCAGAUCAAAUACUGCGAAGUGAGUGGAAAGACGUCAGUAAACCAUACCCAGGAUCCAAAAUCCAGGAUGCUCCAUCCGAAAAGCUCCAUCACUACUGGCUCCGUCCCCUUCAAGGACAGAGCCCCUGGACUCCCGGGUUCCUGGCCAGGGAGGAGGAGGAGGAAAAGGAGAGACCUAUCUGCUAGGGCGACGUGGCCUGAGAAACAGGCUGCUGGUCCUGGGAUGCUCCAACCCAAGCCCAGUGAGCAGGAGGGUGAGAGCAUGAAGGCCAGCCAGGAGCCAGCUCCCCAGCCUGGCACAGAUGUGGUCCCAGCAGCCCCCAGGAAGCCCAGAAAAUGCUCCAAACUGGUCCUGCUGACAGCUUCCAAAGACAGCGCCAAAGUGGCCGCGGCCAAACGCAGAGGAGUGCACUGCAUCAUGUCCCUGGGGGUGCCAGGCCCCGCCACCCUGGCCAAGGCCCUCCUCAAGACUCACCCCGAGGCUCAACGGGCCAUUGAAGCAGCCCCCCAGAAGCCCGAACAGAAGCGCAGCAAGCUGGACCUGGCUGCUCCACAGCCCCUGGAGUUCCUGAAGACCCCGUAUGGGGGCCGCCUUCUAGUGUACAAAUCAUACCUGUACAAGCAAGAAAAGGCUGUGGGGGACAAGGUGUACUGGAAGUGCCGCAAGCACUCGGAGCUCCGCUGCCGGGGCCGGGCCAUCACCCGUGGCUUCCGAGUCACUGUGAUGCGGGACCACUGUCACCCACCUGAUAAGGAGGGCCUCAAGGUCCGGCACCAGAAGAAGAAGCUGCCUCACUCAGACCUGCCUGAAGGCUCUGAAGGCCAAGAAGAUGGGGUGAGCCUAUGGCUGUACCCUGUAGAACCAGAGCCCACCCCUCAGCCAAUCCCUGAAACCCCAGAGGAGGACCAGGGGUACCGAUCCCUGGCACUGCAGAGCUUGCCUCCCAAGAAACGUCCCACCCCAGGAGUGGUGCGGUAUCGGCCCCUUGAGUUCCUGAAGACCUGCUAUGGGGGCACUUUCCUGGUGCACCAGUCCUUCCUCUACAAGCGGGAGAAGACUGUGGGGAGCAAGGUGUACUGGACCUGCCGGGAGCAUGCGGUCAAUGGCUGCCGUAGCCGGGCCAUCACCCAGGGCCAGCGAGUGACGGUGAUGCGCAGCCACUGCCACUCACCUGACAUGGAAGGCCUGCAGGCCCGGCGACAGCAGGAGAAGACCAUAAAGAAGAUACAAGCAAGACGAAUUGGUGCUGGGGACCUGGAGGACUGCGAUGACAUCGAAGACUCGCUGCUCCAAGGGGUGGACAGCCUGUUCUACCGUAGGGCAAAGGGCACACUGACUCUCAGUAGGUCUAAGUCUAAGUCCAAGUCCAGGUCCAGGUCCAGGUCCAAGUCCAAGUCCAAGUCCAGAAAACGUCAGAAAAAGGCACGUCAGGAACCUUUGCAGGAACCCCCCGAGGAAGACCAGGACGUGGAUCCCCGAGGUCCAGAGUUUCUGAAGACCCCUCUUGGGGGCAACUUCCUGGUAUACGAGUCCUUCCUCUACAGGAGGGAGAAAGCGGCUGGGGAGAAGGUGUACUGGACCUGCCGGGACCAGGCACGAAUGGGCUGUCGCAGCCGAGCCAUCACCCAGGGCCGGCAGGUGACUGUGAUGCGGAACCACUGUCAUCCACCUGACCUGUUAGGACUGGAGACUAUGAGGCAGCGGGAGAAACGCCCCGGCCCCACUCAGUGGGAUGGUCCAGAUGGGCCUGAGUUCCUGAAGACCCCUCUCGGGGGCAGCUUCCUGGUGUACGAGUCCUUCCUCUAUAGGCGGGAGAAAGCAACUGGCGACAAAAUCUACUGGACCUGCCGGGACCAGGCACGCAUGGGCUGUCGCAGCCGAGCCAUCACCCAGGGCCAGCGGGUGAUGGUCAUGCGCAGGCAUUGCCACCCACCUGAUAUGGGUGGCCUGGAAGCCCUGCGACAGCGGGAGAACUUCCCCAACCUGACCAACUGGGAAGGCCCAGAGCCUGUGCAGCCACUGGAGUUCCUGCAGACAUCCCUCGGAGGUCGGUUCCUGGUGUAUGAGUCCUUCUUGUACAGGAAGGAGAAGGCGGCUGGGGAGAAGGUAUACUGGAUGUGCCGGGACCAGGCUCGGCUGGGCUGUCGCAGCCGAGCCAUCACCCAGGGCCGGCGGGUCAUGGUGAUGCGGAGCCACUGCCACCCGCCUGACCUGGAUGGUCUGGAGGCCCUGCGGCAGCGAGAGCGCGAGCGGCUCCCCAGUGUAGCCAAGAAGAAGAAGAAAAGAACAUCAAAGAAGAGCAAAAACUGAGCAAUGGGUCCUGAUGAGGCAAGUCUUCUCUGAAAGAACAGAGGAGCCACCAACACCCCCGAUGCUUCUUGUCGGUGCAGGCACUUCCCAUCCACUCAGAUUUGCUUGACAACUCCUUCACUCUCUAGAGCAUCGACGGCCUUCACAUUUCCUCAGAGGUCCCCAGGAGGAUUACUUGGACCUUGGAUGGUAUCCUGUGUUGGCAAAAGAAUAGUGCGAAGCUGAUGGGUAGCCUGCAGACCCGUGCCAUGCUGCUGUCGCCCUUAUGACCUUAGACAGCUGAAGAGAAUGUGUCUGGACUGAUAUACCUCAACCCCACUCUGCUGCCCAUGGCCUCAGCACCAUCUGCUUCCAGAGCAUGCGCCUUACAGAGAGCUCUCCAGUGGGUGUGGCCUUUGUGAGCUCCAUUAGAGUUCAGCACCAAUGAAUUUGUCCUGAGCCAGGGUGUGUAUGGGAACUUCUUGACACCCUCUGAAGACAGUACCAGUCAAGGGGGGUGGGGGGUGUUUGUUUUGUGUUUUGCAUCUUUUAGGGACAGAUGCUGGAGCCUUCCUGGUCUUCAGUCACUCGCUGCUUACUAGGACCGUCAGCCCCAACCGUGACAGAGCCGGCCGGUCUCCAGGCUUUGUCCUACCUUCUCUCAGACUUUGCAUCUUACAUUCUGUCCUAGCUUCAAUUAAACCUGUCCACAGUUCUCAGGGCAGCAGAAGUUCCUGGAGGGAGCCAGCCUAGAUGUCAGGAAGAGGUGACAGCAGAUAAACAUGCUGUGGGCAGCUGCACCACUGAGAAUUGUCUACGUGGUGUUCCUGAUACACAAGGGUAAUUAGAUGGCUUCAAAGCCUGCCGCUUACAGAAGAGUUUAGCAGAACAAAGAGAGCCAUGCUACAGGUGACACUAACAUCCCUGGGAACUGCAGAACUUUCUGCAUGCUGCACCCUAGACAGAGCUGUCCUUACCCUGUCAUAGAGCUGCAUGCUCCUCUCCUUGCAAGCAAGCCAUGAAGCAGCCACCCCUGUGGAAUAUUGAUGGCCUGGUGCCUACCACUGGCUUCUGCUCCUCUUCUUCCCUCAAUAAACCCUAUUUAAU
Molecule: messenger RNA, 3482 nt
Organism: Microtus oregoni (creeping vole)
Lineage: Eukaryota; Metazoa; Chordata; Mammalia; Rodentia; Cricetidae
Gene: Flywch1
Product: FLYWCH-type zinc finger 1
Exons: 8
Coding region: 153-2396 (747 amino acids)
Source: RefSeq, a predicted model, not a curated record